GCGUGAUUCCUCUCAGAGUGACGUGUCAUGUUGGAGUCUGAGAAAACCCGUAUCUCUCUUCCUAGCUUCUCUUUGUUAUUGACCAUUGGAUGAUGAAUUGAUGGAAAGGAAAGGGAAACGGUUUGCACGACGAGGGUCCACAACGAAGGUCUUUCUUCCUUUGCGUCCGUGCAUUUCGUGAUAUCAUUGUUGGACCAGCUUGCCAAACCUCGAAUUGUCUUCAGUCGUCCUUAACUGCGAUUCCUACAAUACAAUUCGUAAUUCAGAUUUAGCACAAAAUCUUUGUCGUCGCGAGUGUAUACAUCUGAUAACUGAUUGGACAAACCACCGGAUUCAUUGCUUUCAAGCCGGUCGCGACUCAUCGCGGUCUUGAAGGCGAGCUUCAAUUGAGCAGACCGUCGUGACUUCGGGUUGGGAUCACAUUAAGGAACGGAGAAGUUUUUCUGACCAAUCGAGUCUGGCAGAUCUGCUGGUCGAGGUCAAAGAAGCGAUACCAUGGUCAACCCGUUUUCUCACAUUCAACGCGGCCUGAACAUCUUGCUACCUUUCGCUACACCGGGUACACCUUUGUAUCAGGACUUACUGCAUCUUGCGGCUUUGUGUACAGCACUCUACUACGCCCCCCAAAUUCAAGCCCACAUUCAGGAGCAACGAACCCCUCACGUGCAACACCAUCCGGACUCUCGACCCGAAGAGGUCGAACACCAAAUACCUGAGCCGGAGAACCAACAAGCAGUACCUCCACCACGUCCAUUUGUUGAGGACGCAGAGGAAGAUGUACGAGAGCAACCAGACGCUCCUUUCGAUGACUUUGCUGGGCCGGCUGGUCCCCCUCAGGACGACGAUGAAGAGCCAGGUCCUGUUAAUCCACGACCUCAAGCCCCGCAGGGCAGCAACAACAAUCGCACUGUUGGUGCCAAGAAGGCAAAGUCCUUGCAGCGCCGAGAUCAACGCCGUGCAUAUCACGAGUUCAUGCGCUCACAAGGUGAAGCUCAACGUGCGAGAGAUGCCGAGGGAGCAGCGGAACGCGAGGCACAGCUUGCAGCCGAGAAAGCUAGACGUGCAGCAAAAGAGGCAGAGGUGGAAGCUAAGCGAGCCAAGGAGAGAGAGGAGAAGAGGCUUAGAGAAGAGAAGGCGCGCGAAGAGGAAACGCAGAGACGGGAGCUGGCUGUGCAGAUUGUAAGAAACGAGCUUGAGAGCAGACGAUUUGUCGACCUUGAAGAAGUGGCGAGUCGCAUCGGCGCAGGAGUCAAUCGAGAAUGGGUUGAGGGAUUGAUCAGAGCUUCAGGUUUGCUUCUCGAGAGCCAUGCACAGCACCGCAAUAUGAUCACUGCGAGUGGAUGGCUGGUCAGAGUAGGGCAAGAGGACAUGGAAGCUUUGUACAGCGAUGCUGUCAACGCCGCUGACGAGAAUGAUGGAACCGUGGCAUAUGCAGAGCUAGGUGCAAGGAUCGGAGGCAUUAUUGGGAAGGCCGCCACCUCUACAACGUAGUCAAGUCUGCUACCUCACAUUGAACUUAUAUCCCACUCUCUGUGCAGGACCGACAUAUCGCAAUUCGUUGUUUCGCAUUCGACAAAAACCAUGUGCUAGAACUUAGAGUACUAGGGAACCUGCAAAUGUAUAACAGACUCCCCACGUCGGCUGUGUGUUGCCUCUGCGAAGACGUUGUCUCGACCAUUGAUUUGGUGGUGCACGAAGCGGAAUGAGCGUUUGCAGAGAAGGAAAACAUUUACCUGUCUGUAGCAGUGGUAGCAAGCUAUUCAUCAUAUACCUAAUAUGCGACAACAA
Molecule: messenger RNA, 1788 nt
Organism: Aureobasidium subglaciale EXF-2481
Lineage: Eukaryota; Fungi; Ascomycota; Dothideomycetes; Dothideales; Saccotheciaceae
Exons: 1
Coding region: 496-1491 (331 amino acids)
Source: RefSeq, a predicted model, not a curated record